AUGUCGGGUAUGGGGGAUGGGUACGUGGGUUCGGCUCAAGAUGCGGUGAGGAUACGGCGGCUGGAAAAGCAAAGAGAAGCUGAACGCCGUAAAUUCCAGGAGUUGAAGAGCAAGACUGCCUCCGGCCAAGAGCAAUCUGGUCUACUCCAAUUCGGCACCAGCUCUUGCGAGAUUCUUGACACUGCUUUCAAGAAGGAAACAGUCGGUUUAGUUACAAGAGAGGAAUAUGUGGAGAAGAGGGUUAAUAUUCGUAAUAAGUUUGAAGAAGAAGAGAAGGAGAAAUUGCAGAAGCUACAACAAGAGGAAGAGGAGCUUCAACAACAGAAGCGUAGCAAGAAGAGAAAGAUUAAGGGAACCUCCCGCUUAUCUUUUGCUGAAGAUAUUGAGAAUGGCAGUGAUGAUGAAGAUGGAGAAAACAAGAGUUCUGAGCCAAUGAACUUACGCUGUGGAAAACUUGGCAAGGACCCCUCGGUGGAAACUAAUUUUUUGCCUGACAGUGAGCGGGAGGCGGAGGAACAAGCUGAACGUGAAAGGCUGAAGAAACAGUGGCUUCGUGAACAAGAGCAGAUUAAAAACGAGCCUCUUGAGAUUACUUACAGUUACUGGGAUGGGACGGGCCAUAGACGAGUUAUCCAGGUCCGCAAGGGUGACGCAAUUGGGAAUUUUCUACGGUCUGUUCAGCAGCAGCUUGCCCCUGACUUCCGGGAGAUUCGGACGACAUCAGUUGAGAAUUUGCUAUAUGUAAAGGAAGAUCUUAUAAUCCCACAUCAACACAGUUUCUACGAGCUGAUCAUUAACAAAGCUAGGGGAAAGAGUGGCCCGCUGUUUCACUUUGAUGUGCAUGAAGACGUGAGAACAAUUGCUGAUGCAACGAUCGAGAAAGACGAGUCGCAUGCGGGUAAAGUUGUGGAGAGGCAUUGGUACGAGAAGAACAAGCAUAUAUUCCCUGCUUCCAGAUGGGAGAUUUACGACCCGACAAAGAAAUGGGAACGGGUUUUGUUCCUCGCUCUCCUUCUCCUUGCAUCUCCUCUGCUUCAAGUUGCUAGAUGUCAGUCGGAUCCCGAUGAUCAUUCGAGUCUUGUUGACGAUGUUGUGGGAGAAAACAGUGAUUCUGGGGUUGAGGAAGACGACCAGGAUUUGGAUGUGAAUUUGACCUCAUUUCCAGGAGUUGAGACAGUUUGUGUUUUUCCCAAAAACAGUGCGAAAUUGGUUCCAGCUGGAGAAGAUACUGAGCUCCUCGUUGGUCUGAAAAAUGAUGGGAAAUCUAGCAUAGGAGUGAUGGGAAUUAGGGCCAGUGUUCAUCUUCCUUAUGACCAUAAGUUGUUGGUUCAGAAUCUAACCAUGCUGAGAUUCAACAAUGCAUCCAUCCCAACUUCUCUUCAAGCAUCAUUCUCGUACAUCUUUGCAGUCAGCCAGUACCUGCAGCCUGGAGCAUUUGAUCUGGUGGGUUAUAUUAUCUACGACGUGGAAGGGAAGCCAUUCCAGAGUGUCUUCUACAAUGGUACCAUAGAGGUAGUUGAAUCUGGAGGUCUUCUCAGCGGUGAGUCUGUCUUCCUUAUAACACUUGGAAUUGCUCUCCUCCUCCUCCUCGGUCUAUGGGCGUACAGCCAAGUACAGCGUCUCACCAAGAAAACCAAAAAGGUGUCCAAGGUGGAAGUAGGAACCAGGUCUACCGAUGCAUCACUCGACGAAUGGCUCGAGGGAACUCCUUUGGCCAAGACAUUGUCUGGAAAAUCGAAGAACAAGAAGAACUAA
This is a messenger RNA of Arabis nemorensis, 1755 nucleotides long. NCBI's taxonomy places the organism in Eukaryota, Viridiplantae, Streptophyta, Magnoliopsida, Brassicales, Brassicaceae. The record is from the annotation of a GenBank genome assembly.